This is a messenger RNA of Falco peregrinus (peregrine falcon), 8301 nucleotides long. Its product is annotated as cytosolic phospholipase A2 beta. Lineage: Eukaryota; Metazoa; Chordata; Aves; Falconiformes; Falconidae. Gene Ontology annotation, biological process: glycerophospholipid catabolic process. The record is from RefSeq and is a predicted model, not a curated record. Gene Ontology annotation, cellular component: cytosol. Bases 3203 to 5848 code for a protein of 881 amino acids. The transcript is spliced from 24 exons. Gene Ontology annotation, molecular function: calcium ion binding; calcium-dependent phospholipid binding.
UAGGGUCCCCAGCAGAAGUGUCCUUCUGCCAGAAGACUUACAUCUGCAAGAGAAAGCAAGACGGCUCAGGUCCUGACCAGGUGGCCGGCUUCCCCGUGCAGGGCCAGAGGCGAGCAUACAGUGUGCGCUGCCUGCUCCGGGAUUAGCAGCAUAAGCAUGGUUAGGAGAUGCUAAUUGUUCAGUCGCAAGUUGUCUCUGGCUACUGAAUGCAUUUUGCAUAGCCUAAGAACCACUGUCCACCAGCAUAAGAACUGCUGGGGCAAAGCCAACCCCAUGCAUCUCCUUACAUGGCCUUAUUUCUUCUGAGGCCUGAAAGCAAGCUUUGGUCCUGGGAGGUGCAAGUGCCUCGUAGUGCCUCAGCAGAGAGUUCAGUCAUCCCCAGGCCAGAGCGAUCUGAUCUUCUCUCGCCACUUCAUUUUCUGGUGGUUCUGGUUGCUUUCUGGGCAUGUUCAUCAUUUGUGUCUGCCUGAUGAGCCACGUAACAGACACCACACACCAGCUGACAGUUCUCCACAUAAGGCAAUUUGUCUUUCCAGUGCAUCUACUUUGCUUUUCUUCGCCCUGCAGAAGAGCAUAAUUUUGCGUUAUCAAUGGACUUAAGUCCAGACCUCAAAGGAAUGCAAUUUCCUGGGUUCAGGAAAGAAUCCAGAGGUUAGUCUCAUAAAUCCUGUGCAAGCUCUGUGGCUGUUCCAGCUCUUAGCCAAGUUUGGCAACAGGGUCAUUUCAUCUAGCACUCAUGUAGUAAAGCACAUUUAUGACCUCCGAGCCAGCUGCUCAGGCUAAAUCAUUGUCUUGCCUUGACAAAUGCCUGUGCAUGUCUCAGCUGCUUUCCUGUUAUUCUGUCCAUAGAAUGAUGCAAAUUCUCCUUAUGAGGUGGUGUUCCUGGAAGACAGAGCCUCCUGCUGCACACAAAAAAUAGGGAGUGAUUUUUAUGUGGGUCACCGCAUGCAGAGCUGACAGAGUCAAGGAGAGCCUGGCUGGAAGGUGACUUGGAAUAACAAAUGUUCUGGGAGCAGGUGAGUGUCUGUGGCCUGUAAGGGUGGUUCUUCUUUGCUGAGGUCCUCAGUUCUGCAGUGCAGCGUUCUGUGUGGAGACAAUCAGGAAUGCUUUUAUCUCUGUAAGUUUUUUCUUCAUGUGUUUUAGGUUUUCGUUGAAAAAAAUGUAAAAACUGAAAGCAUGUUUUCAAUCUUUUCCUGCCUCUGAAAGGGAUAGCAUCAGGUCACGCACCUCCAAACAGAGUUCAGCAGAAAAAAAGAAAAACUCUGCUUUCUCAAAAGCCAUUAUCAUCUGAAAAACGUUUCAUUGAAACAAGAGAUGCUCUUGAUGAGCUUGGAUCACAUCACUUGUCUGCUUGGUUGGCAGUUCUGCAGCACCCUCAGCUCUGACCUCUGUGGGCACAGCAGGUAUCUACCGCCGCUUCCAGGGAAGAGCCACACACCAAAUGACCAUGUUCUUCUGGGGUUGCCUCCAAGGCAGCUAGAGGCCUCAGCUUCUGCUGUUGACCUCUCCUUUGUCCUUGCUCCUUUGUUUCGUUCUACUCCUAUUUUAGCCUGUUUCAGUCUGUUAGGGGUUUCUGAAUUCUGCUUGUCUUUCUUUCCUCAAGUCUCCGGUAAGAAAAAUGCCAGCUUUAUUUUGAGCUCUUAUUGUUGACAAAGUUCAUAAACCAAGUUCUGUGUCUCUUAUUAUAAUACAGAUGAUCGGUUUAUGAUGAUGAAGUAGGUUGAAAGGAAAGGUAUUAUCAGGUCUCGGGCUCCAGCCCAGUUAGCAGGCUCUCAAACUGCCACAUACUCCAGUUAAUGGUGGCGCGGGCUCAGGUCUCUGUGCCACUCUUACUGGCAGUUUGGGCUGCUGCCGCAGCUGAGUCUGUUCUGGGACCAGACUGCAUCAGGGAAGGAAGAGCCUGGUGUAUUACUGUAAUAGAGAGGAGAGUGUAUGUAGAGGAUUGAAGCUGGGUUAAUUAACGUUGAUAACAUACAGCUGUGGGCUGGCUGCAGGGGCGGUGGGUUGGCUGACAUGGAUAAGGUGCAGCUGUGGCUGGUUCUGUUGAGUAGUUAAAUAGCUCUGAGGGGUAUGGAAGUGGGGCACUGGGUGAAGAGGGACCUGGAAGAAGCAGAGGGAGGAGAGAGAGCACACCCCAGAUCUAGGAGAGACAAGGAGGGGCCCUGGGAGAAGAAGGAGGCCCAGAUGAGGAGAGGCUGCCUGGAAGAGGAGCCUGGAUGAUGAGAGAGUCCAGAUGCAGCACAGGCAAGCAGCAGGGUGGACUGGCCUGCAAAGGAUGAAGAAACAGCAUGGGCAGUAGAUGAACUGUUGAAACCCUGUUGGGGAUUGGUGGCCGUGCCGGGGCAGGGCGUGGGAACUACUUACGGACAUUAACCUGGUAUGGGAUGGUAAAAGCCUUGCUGUGGCUGGCUGGUUUGGAUAGUGCUGUGACAAUUAUAUAUUAGAAAGAUUUAAAGACAUUAUUUGCUUCAGGGUAGAGGGGCUCAGUCAGUGCUUAUGGUAUUUCUUAAGCCCUCAUUGUGAGAUGAGGAAGAAAUAUCAGGCCCAGCACAAACUCUUAUUGCAGAGGUGGAUUUCAUACAUGUAAAACAAAUCUGUAUGCAUGAAGCUGGGCUUUAACAAUAUGGAGAUGCAAACACUGCUAUGGCAAGGAUUCCUGAAGGGAAGCAGGACCCUUUCUUACCUUUAUCAUUAACAUGUGACCGUUUGUUUCCAUAUCUGGUUUAAGUUUGCCUGAAAGAGAGGAUGUGUCCUUGCUAGCUGUGGAUGUCCAAGGCAUCCUUGGCUUACCACCAUCCCACAAAAAACACCAGCGAUCCUUGAACAUUAGUCUGGAUUCAUAGAGGUUUUCUGACGGCAGAAUACCUUCUACUGUCAUAAGUAGGUCUUCUACCCUUUUUAGAAGAAAGAAAGGGUCUCUUUAGCAGUAUCUGUCUACUCUAAAGACUUCUUGUUUCAGCUCAGCCGGUGGAGUCCUGAACAGUCUCCAGGAUUUUUGACCAUGAGACUACUAUGAGACCAGAUGUCAAACAUCCUGAAAAGUUUCCAGCUGAAAUCAAUGGGAUUUUACGCAUUUGCAAAUCUAGAUUGGUGCUAGAGUGAGCAGCAUCUUACAGAAAUGACAAGAGACUUGAAAUGAUGUCCAGCUGAUGCUGCUUAUUUCAUUAUAUUGCUUGCUGGAAGCUUGCUUGAAGGGAAAAGAAUGAACUCUGUUCUCUCACUUGGAUACAGCGUAUUAAAAAAGAUGAAGUUUUGCCCCAUCCACAUGCUUUCUGUAAGAAUCAUACAAGCUAAGAACAUCAAGUCAAGAGACCUGUGGACAGUUCCACUUUCCUGCCAAAACCUUGCGGGGCAAUGUUAUUCACUGCUUGAUACCAGUCUGAAGUAUUUAGGCAUCUCGGGCUGCAGUAGACAUCUUCAGUCAACUCCAGACUCCAGCUCUGAAAGACACCACCUUGGAGAUUUGCUUUCACACCGUUGCCAAGCGUCACAAAUGACCGCAUCAGACUGCUACGUGCGCUUGUGGCUGCCGUCUGCUUCAAAUGGAAAGCUUCAGACCAAAACCAUCAAGAAUUCUGACAACCCUGUCUGGAAUGAGACUUUCUACUUUAGGAUCCAGAGAGAAGUUGAGAACAUUUUAGAGUUGGCAGUGUGUGAUGAAGAUCCACUCACCAAAGAUGACACACAGUUCACAGUUCUUUUUAAUGUUGCUAGAAUCAGACCUGGAGAGACGCUCCGUGAGACAUUUGCUUUGAAAUCAGAGAAAGAGAGGUGCACUAAGAAAUGGGAGAGUUUGGAAGUGGAAUUCUGGAUAGAAAGAAUCCCUGGCCCUCCAGAGCGUCUCAUUACCAAUGAUGUCCUAGUGUCCCGUGAGGUUUGUUGCUUGGAUGUGCGAGUGGACAUUAAUGAAAGCAGGAAAUAUUUGCAAGAGGGCAAAAACCUGGUGCUUACGGUGCCUGCAUCUCAUGAGGGAACGCAGAAAAGUACAGAGGACACAGAUACUUUCUACUUCCAUUGCGUGAAGGCUUGGGAGCCGGUUCUCAAAGUCAGGCUGCAGAAUGUUUCUGAUAAGGAAGAUGAAAAUAGCAAUUUAAGUGACACCUUAACAGUACCACUGAAAUUUCUCCCUGUUGGACACAGAGUGAAAGUAACUCUCCCUGUAAGACAUAAUGUGCCACUGCAGUUGUACCUCCAGCUAAAUGAUUGCACAGAAAAUCUAGAUGUGCGCUUCGGGUACAAUCUGUGCCAAGAAGAGCAAGAAUUCCUGCAAAAAAGGAAGAGAGUGGUUGCCAGUGCCCUGAAAAGGGUUCUUCAUCUGGAAAGAGAUCUGCAUGGACACGAGGUCCCGGUAAUAGCUGUUAUGGCAACAGGCGGAGGCCUCAGAGCAAUGUCAGCUAUGUUUGGCCACCUCUUAGCUCUUCAGAAGCUAAAUCUGUUGGACUGUGUUACCUAUCUCACCGGGGCUUCUGGCUCAACAUGGACCCUAGCAGAUCUGUAUGAGCAUGCUGACUGGUCACAGAGGACUCUGGAGGGGCCACUUAAGGCAGUAAAAGAACAAGUGACAAAAUGCAAGCGCAACCUUAUGUCUGUAGAGCAUCUGAAGUACUAUCACAAGGAACUCGCUGAAAGGGCAAAAGCAGGACAUGUGUCAUCUUUUACAACUCUGUGGUCACUUGUUCAGGAAAUGUUCUUACAUGAACGGCCAAGAAAGUACAAACUCACAGACCAGCGCAAGGCAUUGGAGCAUGGACAAAACCCAUUGCCUUUCUAUGCAGUCCUCAAUGUGAAAGAGGAAAAGUUCAGUACUUUCAAAUUUAGAGAGUGGGCAGAGUUCUCUCCUUAUGAGGUAGCCAUACCAAAAUACGGAGCCUCCAUUCGUUCAGAAUAUUUUGACAGUGAGUUCUUCAUGGGAAGGCGAGUGAAGAAGCUGCCAGAAUCUCGGAUCUGCUAUCUGGAAGGUCUUUGGACAAACAUCUUUACUAGGAACUUGCUCGAUGGCUUGUACUGGUCCUCAAAUUCAAAUGAAUUCUGGGAACGAUGGGCCAAAGAUAUGGUAGAUAUAGAAAAGCAUUCCCCUGAGGAUGAUGUCACUGUCAUCGAGCCUCCGUCUUGUUUGUCAGGGAAGUUGUAUGAAAUGUUUCAGGACAUUAUGACUAAGCGUCCACUACUGGGAAAAUCUCAUAACUUCCUGAGAGGCUUAGAAUUUCAUAAGGAUUAUAUCCAUCAGAAAAAAUUUAUUGAAUGGAAAGACACUGUGCUGGAUGCUUUCCCUAACAAUCUGACACCACUGCAGAAAUAUCUUUGCCUGAUAGAUGUUGGCUAUUUCAUCAACACCAGUGGUGCAGCCCUUUUCAAGCCAGAGAGGAAUGUAGACGUCAUUAUCUCACUUGAUUAUGGUCUGGGGAAUGUGUUCAAGCAAUUGGAGAUGACGUACAAAUAUUGCAAGAUACAAAAUAUCCCAUUCCCCAAAGUGGAGCUAAGUAAAGAAGAGGAGGAGAACCCAAAGGAAUGUUACGUGUUUUCGGAUGCAGAGGACCCCAGAGCACCCAUAGUAAUCCAUUUUCCCCUGGUGAAUGACACCUUUAAGGAAUUCAAGGAGCCCGGGGUAAAGCGCUGUCACUCAGAGAUUGAAGAAGGCAAAGUGAAUCUGGAGAACAACUGCUCACCCUACUACCUCAUUAGGCUAAUCUACUCCUCUGAAAAUUUUGACAAACUUGUGAACCUGAGCAAAUACAACAUCCUCAAUAACAAAGACCUGCUCCUCCAGGCACUCCGGAGUGCCGUAGAACGGAGGAGAAGCAGCAGGACUGGGAAUCUCCCUGGCCAUUCUGGAGCCGGAUACCCCUAGGCUGGGUUUUCGCACUGUUCCCCACUGAAGGCUACGACAGUCACAUUACAACAUAUCACAGUCACUUUAUAACAUGUCACAGUCACACUGCAACCACAGCAUUCACUGUUUGCAGGGAACUGAGAAAACCAUAACAUUUCUCAUCUUUGCCUUCUUCAAGAUCCUAGCUUUCAAAAGGGUUUAUUUAAUCUCCUUCCCUCGAGUUUUCAGACCAUGAGAGCCUCACACUGUGGUCUUGUUAAGAAAUUAGGGUUCUGGCUAGCAGAGACCUUGAGGAUCUCCCUGAUGUUACAGCGUAUGGUGGUGGUGAUAGUGAUAGCUCUUCAUCUGUGCCUGUCCCUCAGUCCUGAGCCCAUUGUCGGUGUCUUUUUAAUGCUUUGUUACAAACCAAGUCCUGGCCAUUUGCAUUCAGUAAUGUCCAGAUUUUCAGAUAGGCUGAGCAACUAGAAUUUGCACUGAAUGGGUGGGCUCAGCUUUGCAGUCAGGCCAAAGAGUCAUAUAUCUGUGAACAACAGCCAGACUGCAAUGUUGACAACUGCGUUCUGUCUGGCCCCUUCCCCUUGCUGAUUUAGAAAUUAUUCCUUUUUUCCAUUCCCGUGCAAGAGUUUGGCACAGAAAUGCUGCUCCAGACUGCCACGAGGGGGGCAGUUACAUUUCAAGGAGAGAGAACAUUAGCUACAAGGAGUGAGUACGGUUCUUUUGAGUGUUGGCUGGAGGAAAAAUUCUGCAUAAGGCAUGAGUGAUUGUAUUAAUUUAUAUGGGUAGUGUCUUUGUGCAUUAGAAUGUCAAGAGCCUGAAACAAGCUUUUGAUACCAGAAACUUGAGGUGCCUAAUUACCAUAGACUCAAGUACAUUUAAUUUAAUAAUUGUGACUGAGACAUAAGCUGGUGCUUCUUACGUAUGCAGACUGAAUGUAGCAUAACAUAACUCGCUAACAGAAUGCAUAGCCACUGCAUUUUUCACAUAUAGAGGUUCUUUUUCCCUUUACAGUCUUCUACCCCUAAUAUCAUAGACAAGGUAUUUUUAAUAGGUGAUGCACUAAAAUAGAGCACAAAUUAAAAAAAAGGAAAUUCUUUAUCACACCUCUUUUUUUCCGAAGGUUUUCCUCCAGUAAUGACACCUGGUUUUCAUUUGCUUUGGCGUGCGGUGAGAGACUUUGCCUUGAAUUAGGAGCUUGGAACAUCUUUAUAGCCCUCCACUAUGUUAAAAAGAUGGUAGGGAAGGACGCUGAGCAGUGAGAGAGCUCCACAGAAGUCAGAGAAGUUUCCAGACUUCCUGGCACUGAAGGAUUUGGACCUGCUUCUGGCUUAUUUAAUCCAAACACAGCAUGUUCAUCAGAACCUCCAAGGAAAAUCUUACACGUUUCUUGUGUGUUGGAAAUUUACUUGAUAUCUAAACUUAGUUUUACUUGAAAUCCAAAAUUAGACAAAGGAAGGGAAACAGGGGUCUGCCUGUUCAACCUUGCAGCCCAGAGGCACAGGCCAGCAUGUGCCCCUUGAGGGCCCAUAUAGUCUUAAACAAUAAUAGGAUUUUUUUAAGUCUGUUUUUAUAUUUCAGACCCUUAAAUUAUGUGAGGGCUGUAUCAUUGCCCAUCAGAGUAGGGUGGGUUUUUUAUUUGUUUUGGUUGGGGUUUUUUUUUUUGUUUGUUUUUGUAGCAUGAGACUGAGGGAAAACGUUGCUGACCUGAUGGUGUGGCAGGAGGAUCUGGAGGGCAUCUGUGACAGCGAAGGCUGCUGGGGGAUGCUGCAGGGUGGACAGACCCACAGCGGGCACAGUCUUAUCCAUGGAGCUUGUUGGGAAGCGGGGGCUGGCACGUGCUGUCCCUCGAAGCGCACCUGGGCUCCGGUUCGGAGCAUGCUGCUUUGCAGAGCCUGAACCCCACCGACCCACGGCGCACAGUUUGCAGCGGUGCAUGCUGACCAGCGACCUGCGCGCAGCUCUGCUCCUUGGGCCUUGUUUCCCACGGUAUGUCCGCAGGGUCUGAGGAAAUGGGUCGCAGAAGCACCGUGCGUUUGUCCCAAAGGCCGUGCGCUUGCUGCUUGCCUCGGUCCCGCCUCGUGCCACGCGCUGCCAAACGGCUGCUUGAGUGGAGCACAUGAAAACCAAAGUGGGCGCCGCAAGGAGAAAGCCGUCUCCACAUCUCACCAUAAAAAAGCGUGAGCGAAAAGGCAGAUGACAUGUCUAUAAACGGUCUUGCUGUUCUGGUGUUAUGUUUGCUUAACCACCGACAGUGAAUGCAUGCAUGAAAAACCUCAUCCAAAUUGCACCCCAGAUCACUGCGCUCAUAUGAACAUUAUGCUGGAAAAUCCCCACAAAUCUAGAGCUUGCUAUCUGCUGCCAAACACAAAGGAAACAAAAAUUUGUUCUUAUAGUUGUUAGCUACUCUUUAUAGAAAUUGCUUGCUUGUGUCUUUUAACUGUUUAAUAAUAUAUUAAUGAAAAAUAAACUAUUGC